Molecule: messenger RNA, 450 nt
Organism: Bombina bombina (fire-bellied toad)
Lineage: Eukaryota; Metazoa; Chordata; Amphibia; Anura; Bombinatoridae
Product: transcription factor Atoh1-like
Exons: 1
Coding region: 1-450 (149 amino acids)
Molecular function (GO): protein dimerization activity
Source: RefSeq, a predicted model, not a curated record
AUGUCCCGGCUGCUGCAAGGUGACUCAUGCCCACUCAAGGAGAUGCCCUCUAACAUGGGCUUGCUUACCAGAGACUAUCCACAAGAAACUACAGACCCCCGAGCUUGGCUGUCCGUGCAAAGCCCACACCCAGACUACCUGCUUCACACCACAGCCAGGGCAGGGCUGGGGGCAGAAGAGGAUGAUAAGGAAGAGUUGGUUGAUGAUGAGGAUGAGCUGUGCAGCCAGCGGGCACCAGGCGGUAAAGGUCCUCAUGGGGUGCAGAAGCAGAGGAGACUGGCUGCCAAUGCCCGGGAGAAGAGGAGAAUGCAUGGGCUGAGCCACACGUUUGACCAGAUUCACAAUGUCAUCCCCUCUUUCAACAACGACAAGAAACUGUCCAAAUACGAGACUCUGCAAAUGGUCCAGAUCCAACAUUACAAGCCAAGAAUGUGCAUGUGUGUCUCAUGA